CAGCUUCAGAUUCCCGGUGGAAAAGCAUUGCCCCCCUUUUCAUCCAAAACAGCGGCCUUUUUCCUCCUCCUCCUCUCUUCUCGCCCCCGAGAUCUGAAUUCCUCUCUCCUUCUCCAGAUCUUCAGCCCCCCUCCCCUGGGUUUUCAUGGAGUCGAUCAUCGCUAGGGCACUGGAGUAUACGCUCAAGUAUUGGCUAAAAUCCUUCUCUCGCGACCAGUUCAAGCUCCAGGGCCGCACCGCCCAGCUUUCAAAUUUAGAUAUUAAUGGGGAUGUUUUGCACGCGAGUCUUGGAUUGCCGCCGGCUUUGAAUGUCGCUACUGCGAGGGUUGGGAAGCUGGAGAUCACGCUGCCUUCAGUAUCUUACGUGCAAGUGGAGCCAAUUGUGGUGCAAAUUGAUAAGCUUGAUCUCGUUCUCGAGGAGAAUGUGGAUUCUGAGAAUUCUAGGAGCUCGAGCAGUGCCCAAUCCUCAACGAGUUCAUCGAAGGGGAGCGGAUAUGGAUUUGCCGAUAAGAUUGCAGAUGGAAUGACUAUAGAAGUUGGCAUUGUCAAUCUUAUGCUUGAAACAAGGGGAGGUGCUGGGCGUCAGGGAGGUGCUAUUUGGGCGCCACCUUUAGCAUCAAUUACAAUGCGAAAUCUGUUAUUAUACACUACUAAUGAGAGCUGGCAGGUUGUCAACCUCAAAGAAGCAAGGGACUUCUCCAAUAAUAAAAAGUUCAUCUAUGUCUUUAAGAAACUUGAAUGGGGUUCAUUAUCAGUUGAUCUGUUACCUCAUCCUGAUAUGUUCACAGAUGCUUGCUUGGGCUUCUCAAACAAUGGAAGGACCAAGCAUGAUGAUGAUGGUGCAAAACGACUCUUUUUUGGGGGUGAAAGAUUUCUGGAGGGAAUAUCUGGACAAGCUUAUAUCACAGUGCAAAGGACAGAAUAUAAUGCUCCACUAGGACUUGAGGUUCGAUUACAUGUGACAGAGGCUGUCUGCCCUGCUUUAAGUGAGCCAGGUUUGCGUGCUCUUCUUCGGUUCUUGACAGGACUGUAUGUUUGCCUAAACAGGGGAGAUGUUGAUCCAAAGUGCUCCACAGAAGCCGCGGGACGUUCUGUUGUUUCUAUUAUUAUAGACCACAUUUUUUUCUGCAUCAAAGAUGCUGAUUUCCGGCUUGAACUUUUGAUGCAAUCACUUUUCUUUUCUCGGUCAAGUGCCUCUGAUGGAGAAGAUGCAAAGAACUUGUCCCGCAUCAUGGUUGGUGGGCUCUUUCUGAGGGACACAUUUUCACAUCCUCCAUGCACCUUAAUACAGCCAUCAAUGCAAGCUGUUCCUGUGGAAUCUUUGCAAGUCCCAGAAUUUGGUGAGAAUUUUUGUCCUCCAAUCUAUCCUCUAGGAGAGGAACUAUGGCAACUUAACAUGGGUGUUCCUUUGAUUUGCCUCCACUCUCUUCAAAUAAAACCUUCACCUGCUCCUCCAUCUUUUGCUUCACAGACAGUCAUUGACUGCCAACCCCUUAUGAUUAGUCUUCAGGAGGAAUCUUGUUUCAGGAUCUCCUCAUUCUUAGCUGAUGGAAUUGUGGUCAACCCUGGUGCUGUUUUACCUGACUUCUCAGUCAACUCAUUCAUAUUCAAUCUAAAAGAGUUUGAUCUCUUUGUUCCUAUUGAUGCUGGGAAAAAUGCUGAUCUUGUGGGGAGCGGAAACAACUAUUCAUCAUCUCAAUUUUAUGGAGCAAGACUUCAUGUUGAGGAUCUCUAUUUUGCACAAUCCCCAUCAAUUAAAUGCAAAUUACUAAAUCUUGAGAAAGAUCCUGCUUGUUUUAGUCUAUGGGAAUAUCAACCCAUUGAUGCCAGUCAGAGGAAAUGGACCACUCAAGCUUCACAUCUUAGUCUUUCACUUGAAACUUCCUCUGGUUUAGAAAUGCAAAAAUCCUCAAUGGACUGGUCUGCGGGAUUGUGGCGAUGUAUUGAACUGCAAGAGAUCUGCUUUGAGGCAGCUAUGGUCACUGCUGAUGGAAAUCCUUUGUUAGAUGUGCCCCCUCCAGAAGGUAUUGUCCGGAUUGGUGUUGCUUGCCAGCAGUUUUCUUCUAAUGCUUCGGUCGAGCAGCUUUUCUUUGUUCUGGAUAUCUAUGACUACUUUGGUAGAGUUACUGAAAAAAUAAGAAAAGCUGGCAAAAGUAAAACUAACAGACAUAAAAUCAAGGAGUCCAUAGGUCAGAAGUUAAUGAAAAAGAUUCCCAGUGAUACAGCAGUAAGUUUGUCUGUAAAUAAGCUACAUCUUAGAUUUUUGGAGUCUUCUUCAACGAUUGGUCAAGAGGUGCCACUAGUUCAUUUUGCCGGAGGUGAUCUCUUUCUAAAAGUUUCACACCGUACCUUGGGUGGUGCUUUUGCAGUUUCAACCACUUUACGCUGGGAAUAUGUUCACAUUGACUGUGUAGAUGGUGAGAGGUUGUCUUUUCAUAUAAAUGGCACAGAUGCAUUUGGUGUGCAGAAUCUGGCGGCUGCUGAAAAUGGGCAUCCUCAAAUGAGAGCCAUCUUUUGGAUUGAUAACCCAAGGAAGAACAAGCUGGGGCCAGAUCCAUUUCUUGAUAUAACCACGGUGCAUGUGAUGCCAUACAAUGUGCAGGAUGUGGAGUGCCAUAGUUUAAAUAUCUCUGCAAAGAUUGCCGGGGUACGCCUUGGUGGUGGAAUGAAUUACACGGAGUCUUUGCUUCAUCAAUUUGGCAUACUUGGGCCAGAUGGUGGUCCUGGAGAUGGACUUUCCAAAGGCUUAAAAAAAUUAUCUUCUGGACCACUUGCAAAGCUUUUUAGAACGUCAUCACUCAUGGAAGCUGAAACAGAAGAUAAUGGAAGCUUUGAAGGUUCUGGGAUGUUAAAGUUGGGGAUGCCUGAUGAUGUUGAUGUAUCUUUUGAAUUAAAAGAUUGGUUAUUUGCUCUUGAAGGUACUGGGGAAAUGAGAGAUGGGUUGUUGCCCGUCAAUGGAAAUGAUUUCAGUAGAGAAGAAAAGUGUUGGCAUACAACAUUUAAAAGUUUGAAAGUUAAAGCUAAGAACAGCCAAAUGUCCAAUAUGAAUGGAGGAAGGUUGUGCAAAACACGAAAGUAUCCUGUAGAGUCAAUUAUGAUAGGCAUUGAGGGUCUGCAGGCAUUAAAACCUUGUUCUAAGAACGGUACUCAAAAAGCAGACAUGAAAGAAAAUUAUCAUGCUAAUAAACAUGCAAUGGGUGUGGAAACUACUGGUGGUGAAGGCGUAGAUGUUGAAGCAUGCCUAGUUAUAUCUGAUGAAGAAAACCACGAAGAGACCAGUUGGGUCAUAGAGAACAUAAGGUUCAUAGUCAGGAAGCCAAUCGAGGCAGUUGUGACAAAAGAGGAAUUGGAGCACCUUGUUCUUCUUUGCAAGUCUGAAGUUGAUUCCAUGGGUAGGAUUACUGCAGGUUUUUUGCGUUUGCUGAAGCUUGAGGAAUCUAUUGGCCUGGCCACUCUAGAUCAACUCAGUAAUCUUGGUAGUGGGAGUUUAGAUAGAGUUUUUUCGCCAGGCAAGCUUAGUAGACGUAGUAGCAUUGGGAGUGUCAGCUUCACUCCUUCAAAUGCCAUCGGUGAGAGCCCUAAACAAAGCUUGGAAUCAACUCUUGAGUCCUUAGAAGCCGAAAUUUCAGAAUCCCAGGCCAAAUGCUCUGUGCUUAUUUCAGAAUUAAGCCAAAUUGACAACUCAAAACUGGCCGAAAUUAAACAACUAAAUCAGAAGCUUGAAAGCAUGCAAACAUUAUUGACUCGAUUGAGAUCUCUUGUUUAAAUCAGGCUUUUUGUUUCGUCAAGCUUAAUGUUGAGGAACAUUUAGUAGUCUUCUGAUUUGUGUCCAAUUCUUUUUUGUAAAUAUUUAUUUUUCUUGAUGAGUGUAUGUAUACCUACAGCAAUAAGUUUGGGUUGUGCUCGCCCUUAAAAUUUUGUAUCCUCUUUCUAUACCAGUAUGUAUCAUUUGGACAGAAGAAAUGGGAGGUCAGGUUGUGCAAUCAGUGUCCCAUGUAAAUGUUAUAUAUUAACUUUGGUCAAGACCUUAAUUCAUAUGUGCAAGUUGUAAUUUUGACUUAUAUCUUCUAAUCAAGGAAUGAAUUUAUGGUUCUUUGAU
This is a messenger RNA of Dioscorea cayenensis subsp. rotundata (Guinea yam), 4099 nucleotides long. RefSeq lists its product as uncharacterized. The record is from RefSeq and is a predicted model, not a curated record. NCBI's taxonomy places the organism in Eukaryota, Viridiplantae, Streptophyta, Magnoliopsida, Dioscoreales, Dioscoreaceae. The transcript is spliced from 20 exons. The coding region runs from base 146 to 3766 and encodes 1206 amino acids.